Molecule: messenger RNA, 1487 nt
Organism: Cyprinus carpio (common carp)
Lineage: Eukaryota; Metazoa; Chordata; Actinopteri; Cypriniformes; Cyprinidae
Product: heat shock protein beta-7-like
Exons: 3
Coding region: 218-700 (160 amino acids)
Biological process (GO): heart development
Cellular component (GO): nucleus; cytoplasm
Source: RefSeq, a predicted model, not a curated record
CCACCAUAUAAAAGACAGUCAGACAGACAAAAGCCACACCAGAGAGACAUAGCUAACACAAACAGUGAGAAAGGGUCUGAGGCUUGAGAGUGGAUUCAUACAGUGUUUUGAAUAAGGACAGCACAAAACUACUUUAUUUAUAAACUCAGUGCUCACUGUAUCACUUCAAAGCGCUGACUGGAUAUCGAUUUGAGGCAAAGAAACCUUUUAAACACUAAUGAGUGCGACCAACUCCUCUGCCUAUCGAUCGGAGCGCAGUUUCCACCAGACAUCCUCCUCAUCUUCAUCCUCAACCUCAACAAACCCAUACAUGGAGAAGAGCCGGGGACUCUUCGCUGAGGACUUUGGAUCUUUCAUGUGUCCAAAAGAUGCUUUGGGAUUUCCAAACAGAACAGGGACAGAUGGAAACAUCAAGACUCUGGGAGACACAUAUCAAUUCACAGUGGAUGUCCGAGACUUCUCACCUGAGGAUGUGAUUGUCACCACCUCAAACAAUCAGAUUGAAGUACAUGCUGAAAAGCUUGCUACUGAUGGAACAGUGAUGAACACUUUUACCCAUAAAUGCCAGCUACCAGAGGAUGUAGACCCCACCUCGGUGAAGUCAUGUUUAGGGGCUGAUGGGACUCUCACUAUAAAAGCACAGAGAAACACUGCAAAACUGGAGCAUGCACAGACGUUCCGCACAGAAAUCAAAAUGUAGAUCUGUCCUCUCCUGCUGUAUCUGUUUCUCUCUGAUAAAUGACCUUAAUAAUAGUUGGUUAGUCCUGCUUUGUCAUUCCUCCAUGACCUUCUCUCAUUUCUUCUCAUUAAACUUGAGUGGAACUUAAUCCUGUCACAUGUAUUCGAAACAUUUAAGACAAAUGCACUGCUAACGUCAAUUCCCUGCUAAAUACAUAUCACCUUACAAUAUACAGUGGGGUCCAAAAGUCUGAGACCACAUUAAACAUCUUUGAGUCAAAAUCCAAUUUAAAUCUGUUUAGAAACAGAAUAUUUUAGGGUUUUGAUAAUAAGAAAGAAAAAUUGUCUUUAAAUGAAUAAGAAAUGUUUAAAUUCUAAAUUUCGAUGUCACUAAACGGAAUCAAAUUUGUUACACUGAUCACGUGGCUCUUUCUGCAAACGCUCAGAUGUUCUUGCUUCCACUGAGGUUCAAGAUGCUCUUUUAUUCAUUUAAAUCACACAGGAGAACAUGAGCAUCAGGUUUUAAACAGACUUGUGGAGUUCAUGUAGCUCAAAUACCGCUGUCAUGAAAUCAAAAGGAGGAAAUACCAAAUACUUUUUUUUUGCUGAUAAUAUCAUUUGUAAUGCACUGAAAAGCAAGUUUAGUAGUAGCUGUCUCAUUGUAAGUAUUACAAACAAUCAGAAGAGAAACCUAUUAAUUGAACUGAUUGUUAUUGAAAGUUGUAUUUUCUAACUGUAAAACUAUGUUGUGUUGGGUGAAUAAAACACUGUUUCAGAACAGAAUAAAUCCAGGACACCUUUGAUGAGUA